Racocetra persica is the source of this 570-nucleotide messenger RNA. Lineage: Eukaryota; Fungi; Glomeromycota; Glomeromycetes; Diversisporales; Gigasporaceae. The record is from the annotation of a GenBank genome assembly.
AUGUUUGAAUCUCUUUUUAAUCUUAUUAAAUUUUUUACUGGACAGUCACCAAAAUUUAAACAUAUUCAUAGAAGCAGUUGGAGCUGUAUAAUUGGUGAUUUAGAUAUAGCACAAAUAAUUGGAUUAGGUGAAAUAUUAACUUCAAUUGAUAGUUCAUAUAAGAUAGAAUCUUUAUUAACAGCAAUAGCUAAGAAAGUAGAUUUUAUUUUUAAAAAAUUAUCAAUAUAUGAAAAUAUUAUUGAUUGGGUUCAAUUUUAUCAAAAACCAUAUAUUAUUGCAUCACUUAAUCCAAAUAUAUCAAAAAUUUCUAAUAAUGAUUGGUAUGCAGCACCCAAUAGCACAAAUUGUGCAGAGGCUUUCAAAAAUAAAAAAUCACAAAAACCAACUGAGCAUAGUUCAGAUAAAAAUAACCUUUUUUUAGAUAUGAAAGGUAAUGAAGAAACAUUGAUGAUACCAAUGGAAAAAUUGGAAUAUAAGGAAUAUAUACUUUUAAUUGAAAAAAGAAAGGAAAAAUUAAGAGAAUUACAAAUCAUCAAUACAAUCAAAGAGCGUGAACUUGAACAAGAAUAA